AUGUGCCACGGCAUUGGGAUUCGUCACUACGUACGCGCAUCUGUCUGUCACUUCGCACGCGCAGCCCGCGUAGCCCGCGCUUCCUCGCCAAAUUGCCGGUGCACCACCUCUACCAGCACGUCUUCCCACGGACAACAGAACCCCGACCCACCAGCUGCCAUGGCCACCACCGCCGAUGCUCUUUUCCGCGAAAAGCCCGUAGGCGAGCUUCGGAACUACCGCCUGCAGCUGUCGCAUGACAUCGCCAAGGCCAAAGAUCGCUUCGAGACGGAGCUGGGCCGGAGGUACACCGACAUGCUCGCGGUCACCGACCAGGUCGACGAGCUGUUGCAGCAGGCGCGGACCGCCGACGCAGAUCUGAUGGAGCUCUGCUUCAACGACGCCAAGUUCAAGCUAGCGGCGCUGCCCGACCCCGCUGCGUUCCACGCGGCCGCGCCCGCCGCAGCCACCGCGGACCCUGAGCUGGGCCCGGGCGCACAGCCCGACCUCGCCGGCAUUGAAGCCACGCUAGCCGUAUCCGAAUGGGUGCUCGCCGUCAAGGAUUUUGCGCGUGAGCCCGCGUUGCAGAAGCAUUUCGAUUCGCUGGUCCAGGGCUUCCACACAGUGCUGAGCCUGCACGACGUCUCACGGUACGCGUCCGUGCUGGCGCGCAAUUGCCGUGCGCUCGAGGACACGAUUCUGGAGCAGCAAGCUGAGUUCAGCGCGUCCCAGUGGGUCAAGCUACACCGCCUGGUGCACUCGCACGCGGAGGUGUUUCCCUUCAAGAGGGUGGACGAGCUUGACGCGCUUGUCUUUAGCUUCCUGCUGGCCAACGAGGAGCCCCUACGCGCCGCCGGAGUUGACGCUGAUGUGCAGGCGUUUCUGGAGGGCGAGCCUUUCAAGCUGAAGUUUGUGGAGCGCGUGCUUCAAGAUGUGGACGCGGAGUUCCAGGCACUGGAGGAGGCGGCCGCCGGCUCGGCCCCCACCCCCGAGCUCUACAGAAUGAACUUCGAUGACGGGUCACUCCUGGCGCUUGUUACGGAGGCCAAUCUUUACUGUUCGGGCGCUAUUUCGCCGCGCGACCGCGCGCUCUACGCGCUUGUGGAAAACAUUACAGCCCUGGUGCGCAAACUGCAGCGCUCUCAGGCGGACUCUGCUGUUAUCAGCAAAGUCAAAGAGAGACUUUCUGAGGUGCUUAUUGAACGGAGGAAGGAAGUUGUCGAGGCGCCAUCAGAUAACAGUGUUCUGCAGCUCGAAGCACUGCAAAAGAAGGGUGACACGGAAUUCGGGACAUCACAGCAAGGAGAUGCUGGGCCUGAGCUAAAGCAUAAGGAUGCGCCUUUAGAUAGCGUGACAGCGGCACAGAAGGGAGAAUCAACUGAUGUCGUUGGCAACGCAGCCCGUAAAACUCCUGUGGUAUCUACAGACGCAGAGGCUGAGGCUCACGAUUCGGACACCGGGGCUUCCAGCACAGAGACUGAAGCUCCUGGUGCAGAAACUGAGACUACAAGUGCAGAGACUGAGGUUGUGACUCCAAGCGCAGAGACUGAGACUCAAACUCCAAGUGCAGAGACUGAGACUCAAACUCCAAGUGCAGAGACUGAGACUCAAACUCCAAGUGCAGAGACUGAGACUCAAACUCCAAGUGCAGAGGCCGAAGCUACCAGCGCUCAAACUCAACCUCCAAGUGCAGAGAACAAUAACUACGAGAAAACAAUGCACAAAGGCAACAUCUGGCAACCUGUAGAGAGUCUGCCUCUCACCAGGGACAUCGUGCGAGCCGCGGUCCAAAAGCUCAACACUGAUAACUUACUCGCGUAUCUGGGCGGCCAAAUCGCCCAGGUUGACUCAUUCUAA
Lachancea thermotolerans CBS 6340 is the source of this 1836-nucleotide messenger RNA. It is a transcript of the gene COG1, whose product is annotated as Golgi transport complex subunit COG1. Bases 1 to 1836 code for a protein of 611 amino acids. The record is from RefSeq and is a predicted model, not a curated record. The transcript has a single exon. NCBI's taxonomy places the organism in Eukaryota, Fungi, Ascomycota, Saccharomycetes, Saccharomycetales, Saccharomycetaceae.